AUGCAGGGCCUGGAGGUCAUCAGUACUCUUCACAAUCUACCAGGGUCCAGCACCACACACUACAAUCCACACGAAAACAACACUACAAACGGUACACGCCCCAAUCUGGAUCUGGAGUUGACCCAGGCCGCCCCUGUGUCCUCACAGACAGGUGAUGGCGGCGACGACAACGCGUCCAACGGACCCAACGGUAGCACGGGAAUGAUGGACUUGGACACUGGAUCCCCUUCUGCCGAGGCUGUCAAAGGAAUCAAAAGAGUCCGGGAAACGCCACAGUGGCCCUCAGAGUCUGCCAUCCUUGUUGCAGUGCGAGUUAGACCUUUCAACGCUUCUGAACAGCUGCGAAUUCCUCAAGCAUCAACCAACAAGUUCAACUUUUCUGCAGAUGCAUCCCUGGCGGGUCUAGGAACAGGGCACGGUCGAGGCGAUGGUUCAGACAGUUUGGGUCACACUGGUUCGAAGGGACAGGGAGGGAUCAGGAAAAUUGUCGAUGUUCUAGACGACAGCGUGUUGGUCUUUGACGCACCAGACGCAGAAAGUAUUUCCAAGUACAAGAGGGCGCUACUCCCUGUCCAGGCCUAUAGACGGUUCAAGGACAUGCGGUAUGCGUUUGAUCGCGUGUUCCACGAGGAUGCUCAGCAGGAGGAGGUCUUUGAGAACACGACACGACACUUGAUCGACGGCGUUUUGAACGGAUACAACGGAACUCUCUUCGCAUAUGGUGCUACCGGAUGUGGCAAGACGCACACAAUCAGCGGCACACUCGAGAAACCAGGAAUCAUUUUUCUCACUAUGCAGGAGCUUUACGAUCGGAUCAAGGAAGUGGAGGAUGAGAAAACCAUCGAAGUUUCAUUGUCGUACCUGGAGGUUUACAACGAAACGAUCCGUGACCUGCUCACUAAGCCUGGCUCAGAGUCUGUCAAGCCAGCUUCCUUGCAUCUUCGGGAGGACUCUGCCAAGAAGAUCUCUAUCGCCGGCCUCUCAGAACAUCAUCCGAAAGGAAUGGAUGAGCUCAUGGAUUUGGUGUUGAUGGGGAAUGAGAACAGGACAAUGUCGCCAACAGAGGCCAAUGCGACGUCGUCGCGUUCACAUGCAGUUCUUCAGAUCAACAUUUGCCAACGACUCAAGACUGCCAACGUGUCCGAGGAUUUUACUAUUGCGACACUUUCCUUGAUCGACUUGGCUGGAAGUGAGCGAGCAUCGGCCACCAAAAACCGAGGAACACGUUUGACUGAAGGAGCGAACAUCAACAAGUCUCUUCUCGCACUUGGCAACUGCAUCAAUGCACUUUGCGAUAACAAACCCAAGGCCCAUAUACCAUAUCGCGACAGCAAGCUCACUCGAUUGCUCAAGUUUUCGUUGGGAGGCAAUUGUAGGACAGUCAUGAUCGCUUGUGUCAGCCCCUCCAACCAACAUUACGAAGAGACACACAACACUCUCAAGUACGCCAAUCGCGCGAAAAACAUCAAGACCAAGGUCACCAAGAACACGCUGAAUGUCGACCGACAUGUUUCCGAGUACGUCCAAGCCAUCUACGAGUUACGGCAGGAGGUGGCAGAGCUCAAGGGCAAGCUGCAGAAUCAAGCUAGAGGCGAGGAGAUUGAGAGGGCGCAACAGAGGCAGGACGCUAUAUCGAAGGAGGUUGAGGAGACAGUUAGGAAGAUGCGCGCGACUUUCCAGACAGCACGGUCUCAGGAGCAGAGCUAUGCACAACUCCAGUCUCGGCAUUUUAUUAUCUCGGCGCGACUUUCUGGGCUCCAACGGUGGCGAGAAGGAUUUCACCUGGCUUCUCAGGCCGCACGACAGCAAUAUGAGCAGUUGGAGAAGGACAUCAAAGCGCAGGACGGUCAAGGCGGUGCGAUGGAUGAUGAUACGGUGGUUGCUCGGGCGAAAAAGUUGAACGAUUCGAUGAACGCAUCCUCCUCUUACAUCAACAUGGUCGACAACCUGAUCCAGGAUCUAAACGACCAAACUAUGAUGCUGACGCGACAAAUGCAGGAACAGGAGGACUCCCUCAAACUCUACGCAGUCUCGAUCCAGACCCUUGAGAAGCGAGGAGGAAUAUCGUCGGCCAGCUUUCCAUACCACCGACUGUACGAACUGGAGAAGAAAUGCCAGGCAUUGGAGUCACAUAACAAAAUUCUCACAACAAAGCUGGAGCUGUCGGAUAUGUCACUGAACGAUCAAUUUUUGGCCACGGAGGACUUUAUGGAGCUGAGCGCCAAGUCUCUUGUCGGGUUGAGGUCGGAGAUCGAGGCGGUUGAACAGGCUGGACUGGCGACGAGGACCCUGAAUGAUAUCUACAUGUCGUCGAUCACGAGCUUCACGGAUAUGACCAAGAGAAUCGGGACGUCUCUCUCACAGAAUCAAGGCUUCUCUGGCUCAGACGCCAAUGACGCUAUGUCUAGUGGUACGAUCGGCCUUGGCGAUUCUAGACUGAUGUCGAUCCUCCCCGAGGUUCCAAGCACACCUGUCAAGCGGCACUCACAGAGCAACGUCCUGCCAAACCUAUCCAUGGAUACCGUUGACACCAACCUCGCCCUAGGAUCCAGCAGUCUCUAUGGAAGCCAGUCACCUAGCAGGAUGUUCCAGGAAAGGAAUCAAUGGGGCAGUCCACAAAAUCCCUUCCAGAGCCCACCUCCAGCCCCCAGCAGGCGCCCCAGUACUCCCCGCAGAAAGUCCAACGCUAUGCCAGGAGUCAUCUUUUCGCCCAAGAGACGUCCGCGCGGAGGACUGCGACAACAUCGAGAUUUUCCUACACCAACAAAACGCAACGUCAACUUUUUGCUCGACGUUGUUGCCGAGGAUGAGGAUAGGUAUUCAACUGGUUGGCGCGAUCCGACACAACCCAUUAUUCGGCCGACUCCCUUCCCUUCUUUAAGCGCUUUGCAAGACGAUUCUCCGACCAGUACCCCACCACCAGCGUCGGGCUCUUCGUCAUCAUCUCUUGGUAGGCUCGGUUUGGGUGGUGGUGCCAAGCGACUCGUGGUCAGCAGCAACGGAACCAACGGGGCCCCCAAUGGGCAAGGAGGAGGAGGAGCAAGGAGGAUGGUUGUCACCAGUAGCACAGUACCCUCCGGUAUCAAGUCGGCCAAGGGAGAGAUGUCAAAAGGCCCGCAAAGACUGAAUCCGUUUGUGACUGGAAAUCACAAUGGCUCGCCACCCAACAUCUUUUCAAGUCCAACCAAACGACUCCGACAAUUGGAUGGGGACAGCAUUGGACAUGGUGGAAAGAAACAGCGUAGCUCACCUAUCCUAUCGCAACAGCCGGCAGUUGUUCUCCACGGAGCCUCGUCCGCCACAGCUGCCCGGAUCGCCCGCCGCCAGAGUAUGAUGCCAGACAAUCGGAAUCCGUUCAAGGUUUCAUCAACAGCAGUAGCAACAUUACCCAACGGCAAGAGUAGCGACUCUAUGAUGACGUCUCCUUCCAACGGCAGUAAAUCGGCUAGUACCAGUCGACAUGCAUCCAAGGUUCACGGCUCGACUGAUGCCGAUUCGUCAGGGCCCUCUGGUCAAGGAUCAAGCCGUAUCCCCAUACCGUCUCCGCCACCACCCGUGAACGGCGCGAAAAAACCUCUUCGUCUGGACAAGAGUGACCUACAAAAGUCGAUUCCCAAGCAACUUUCUGCCGCCCUGGCCUCAGCAAUAUCCACAACAUCCACUGUAUCCAAAAUCUCGGCCUCAACGAAGCGCAGACUCAGUAUGGGUUCCAUUGGGCAAGGGAGCGGCAGCCUUCAUGCGGACGAAGGCAACAAGGCCAACGGAGGCGCUGCGGGUCACAGUUCAGUGGGAAGUGGCAUUGGUGGAGGACCCAUUCGAGAUGCGAGCACACGCCGGAGGAUCCGUGCUCAGUUCACACUCACACCGCCACUCGAUAUCCCACCAUUCCAGCAAUUGGGCAGUAAUGGAGGAACAGGAGGUUCCAGCAGUCUCGGCUACCACUUCGCCCCUGGCGAAUUAGGCGCCCCCGUGAUGCCAGACAAUCAAGGCACGCAACCAGAACCGACGCGAAGCAAGCGGCGUGUGAGCAUGAUGGCAGCCCUACCUCGGACGACCUCCGUUGAUGUUGAACCGGCAGUCGGGGGUGACUCUGCCUCGUCGUCUAUCCCGAUCCCUGUGACAGGAUCCAAUCGACGAAGGUCGCUGGGACCAAUACGACCCAUGAGCAACAACAACAACAGCGGUAACAGCAGCAGCGACUUGCAGGACCCUGAACCAUCAUCUUCCUUUCCUACCACGGCCACGACAGCCUUUCCCUUGUCGUCUUUGUAA
Molecule: messenger RNA, 4272 nt
Organism: Linnemannia hyalina
Lineage: Eukaryota; Fungi; Mortierellomycota; Mortierellomycetes; Mortierellales; Mortierellaceae
Source: the annotation of a GenBank genome assembly